CGAGCGGGAAUUUCUGGUUGGUACAGCUACUAAAACCGAAGACUUUCGCAGGUGGUUCUGGGAGCGUGGUCGGGGUUGGUGGAAGUGUGGGUCACGGAACCUUUGCCUACCGAUUUCCACCGCCGCCGGUGGGGCAGAUAGAGGCAGGAGGUAUAGCAACGGGUCGCGCUACUGCAGAAGUUGCGGCGAAUGGAGACACAGCUACAACUACUUCUGUUGCGUCGUCAGCUACAACAGGUCAACAGCAGCAACAGCAACCGAGGCAAUCCCUCUCCCACUUCCACCCGCAGAUCGCGGCGAUUUCCAAUGUGAAAAUCCAACUUUCCCCCGCCACCCCCGGCGCUCUGGCGGACUUGCAGUUUGAGUUCAAAUUAUCCAGAAACCUACCGGUGAAUGGGUCGAUUGAAUUUCUGUCCCCCUUCAAAUUCGAAUAUUUGAUGGAGUACCGGAAGGAUUUGAAUCGUUCUACGAUUCUCAAAACGUAUCCACAGGAACAAAUUUGCCGUACAUGAUGUUCGAAGUUCAAAUGCUGUUUCGGCAUGACAAUAAAGCUGUGGCUCAAUCCUAUUCAGCAUUGCACGUUUGGAGUGGUUCUUCUAUGGGAGUAAAAUUUGUGAUGCAUUUUGUACGUCGUGUGUGGGAAAUUUGUAUUGCAUAAAACGGAAUACGAGUACAUGCCGAGCUGCAUUCUGGA
Molecule: messenger RNA, 694 nt
Organism: Amoebophrya sp. A120
Lineage: Eukaryota; Dinophyceae; Syndiniales; Amoebophryaceae
Source: the annotation of a GenBank genome assembly